ACUGGAGGCCCCGCUCAACCAUGACCCGAAGCUGCAGGCUGUGCGGCCCUGCCCAGGCCGCCGUCCUGCUGGCCGCGCUGCUGGGCGGCCCGGCGCUGGCCUCGGAGAUCGUGGGGGGCCAGCGGGCCCGGCCGCACGCGUGGCCCUUCAUGGUGUCCCUGCAGCGGCGCGGCCAACACUUCUGCGGCGGGACCCUGAUCGCGCGGAACUUCGUGCUGUCGGCCGCGCACUGUCUGAACGGCCUGAACUCCCAGUUGGUGCGCGUGGUGCUGGGGGCGCAUAACCUGCGGCGGCGAGAGGCCACCCGGCAGACGUUCCGGGUUCAGCGGGUCUUUGAAAACAGCUUCGACCCCUUGAGCCUGCAGAACGACGUCACGGUUCUCCAGCUCAACAGGAUGGCCACCAUCAACAGCAACGUGCAGGUGGCCCGGCUGCCCGCCCAGGGCCAAGGCGUGGGCGCAGGGGUGCAGUGCGUGGCCAUGGGCUGGGGCCAGCUGGGCACAAACCGGCCGCCGCCCGCAGUCCUGCAGCAGCUCAAUGUGACCGUGGUGACGGCCCUCUGCCGCCCCGCCAACGUGUGUACCCUGGUGCCACGCCGGCGCGCUGGCAUCUGCUUUGGGGACUCCGGCGGGCCCCUGGUCUGCAACGGGCUGGUCCACGGGAUCGACUCCUUCAUCCGAGGGGGCUGCGGCUCGGGUGUCUUCCCGGACUCCUUUGCCUCCGUCGCCAACUUUGCAGACUGGAUCAACUCCAUCAUCCGCCGCUAUGGUGAUGAUGACGGCCCCUCUCGCCACCCUAGGGACCCUGCGGGCAGGACCCGCUAGAAAGGGCUGCUCCUGUCACCCCACCCACCUCACCUGCCCCUGGCUGGGCCCUUCCCACGAAGCAUCAUGUGGCACCUGGCACAAUAAAAACACUCAGUUUUGUA
This is a messenger RNA of Hippopotamus amphibius kiboko, 928 nucleotides long. It is a transcript of the gene ELANE, whose product is annotated as elastase, neutrophil expressed. The record is from RefSeq and is a predicted model, not a curated record. Bases 21 to 824 code for a protein of 267 amino acids. Gene Ontology annotation, molecular function: serine-type endopeptidase activity. Gene Ontology annotation, biological process: acute inflammatory response to antigenic stimulus; proteolysis. Lineage: Eukaryota; Metazoa; Chordata; Mammalia; Artiodactyla; Hippopotamidae. The transcript is spliced from 5 exons.